AUGUAUUCUCAACAUGGUGCUGUCAUGGCGCCUCCGCAGAAGCCAGAGACCUUCAUGCUAUCAAGUGAAGCUCAGCAAAGUUUGCCGCAAGAUGCUCAGGUUGCCCUGCAGCAAGUCGAUAACUUAAAAUAUUUUUUAAUAUCAGCGCCUGUCGAUUGGACUCCAGACCAACUCAUUCGGCGCUUCCUUCUGCCGACAGGAGAUUAUAUUUCGUGUGUGCUCUGGAAUAACCUCUUCCACAUUUCCGGUACCGACAUUGUCCGCUGCCUGUCCUUCCGCUUCCAAGCUUUCGGACGUCCCGUCAAGAACUCGAAGAAAUUCGAAGAAGGCAUCUUCUCCGACCUACGCAAUCUCAAAUCUGGCACUGAUGCCUCGCUCGAAGAACCCAAGAGCCCGUUUCUGGAUUUCCUAUACAAGAACAAUUGCAUCCGUACACAAAAGAAGCAGAAGGUUUUCUACUGGUAUAGCGUGCCCCAUGACCGCCUGUUCCUGGAUGCCUUGGAGCGCGACUUGAAAAGGGAAAAGAUGAACCAAGAGGCCACCACAGUAGCUGUUGCAGAGCCUGCUUUGUCCUUUGAAUUCGACUCUUCCCAGUCGCUCUACGAGCAGCUCACCAAGGCGCAGCAAGCAAACUCUUCAUCUUUUCCUGCACACGCAAGUACGACAUAUGGCCAGUCUAAUUCUCCUGUCGUUCGGACCGUUGACGCUAUGCCUCCUCCCCAGAUGGCCCCAUCGGCAAUGCAAAUGCUUCCCGAGGACCCUGGGAAUCAUGUUAUGUACAACCCAGUGACCAUGUCGAUGAAGCGCGAGGGUGACUACGUUCCGAUUCAAUAUGAGCGCAGCGGCAGCAUUCCUAUCAGUCGCAUACACCAGCGCCACACAUCGAUGCCUGCCUAUAUGGAAUACUCGCCUGCUCCUUCCUUUGUCUCCUCGCAGUACGAAGACUACAGCAACCGAGGCCUCUCUUUCGAGCCCAUCACCCCGCCACAACAGGCUCUUCCUCUAGGUGCCGAGCCUGCCUACAUUGCUAAUGAGGAAACGGGUCUUUACACGGCUAUUCCCGACGUCGGGUCAGCCGCCUUUAAUCCCAUGAUGCAGUUGCCACCCUCGAAUUUGUCUGGUCAAAUGGGUGCUACUUCCCGCCACUUUUCCGGAAACGUCUUUUCAGUAAUUGAAGGCUCUCCAACCUACAAACAACGCCGACGACGCUCUUCUAUUCCACCAAGCAUCACCAAUGCCAUCGCUGCUUCCCAGGCCUCAGGCGCUCAAAACCAGCCAACAGCCUACGCUGCAUACAAGCCAAGUGAUCUGAGACGUUCAGUUUCAAAUUCCGUUGGUCCCGUCACCGAAGCCGACGAAUCAGCUCGCCAAUCUCCUUCUAGCGGUCUAGCCAAUGGUCUGUCAUCUACUGUUGCAUCGCAGAAGGACUUGCUACAUGAGAUUUCGCGGACUGGUUCUCCAUUGCCUAAUUUGGAAGAGGGCGUAGAGCAGACCAUGUCGCUUAUGCAGCAGCAAGAUGAGCUCACAGCUCUCGCGAAUCACCAAGCCGUUGAGGCGUCGGUUUCACAUAGUGUCAUGGGUCGCAUGGAGCGGCCUGGUCCUGUGCGCCGUGCCCGAAGUGCCACGAUGAUGGAACUAGGCCCUUACCCACAGAAGUCACAUUCUUGCCCAAUCCCAUCUUGCGGACGUCUUUUCAAGAGGUUAGAGCAUUUGAAACGGCACGUGAGAACCCAUACACAGGAGCGACCAUACCCUUGCCCCUAUUGCAACAAGGCCUUCUCCCGCUCUGAUAACCUGGCACAACACCGUCGUACACACGAAACGCAGCAGGAUAAUCAACAUUUCCAACAGCCGCUGAGCGACGAGGACCUGGAAGCAGAGGAGAAAGAAUUCGGUUCUCUCGAAAAUGAUUCGCCGACAUCGGAUGUGAACCAUUUUGUCCAUCCUAGCGUAGUGAGCAUGCCCACGAUGUCACAGAUGUCAACACCUUCCGCUAUGACGAUGCAAAACGCCAUGCCUUCCAUGGUCGCCCCGCACAUGAUAGCUGCUCAAUAUCUACAACAGCAUAUUUGA
Molecule: messenger RNA, 2073 nt
Organism: Talaromyces proteolyticus
Lineage: Eukaryota; Fungi; Ascomycota; Eurotiomycetes; Eurotiales; Trichocomaceae
Product: homeodomain transcription factor StlA
Exons: 5
Coding region: 1-2073 (690 amino acids)
Biological process (GO): sexual reproduction; regulation of DNA-templated transcription
Cellular component (GO): nucleus; Ste12p-Dig1p-Dig2p complex; Tec1p-Ste12p-Dig1p complex
Molecular function (GO): DNA-binding transcription factor activity
Source: RefSeq, a predicted model, not a curated record